GCAGGGAUGGACGCCGGCGACCUCUCCAUCGUGCACCACAUAGGCCUCGUGCUGCUCGCGCUGUGGGCCGCCGCCUCCUUCGGCUUCUGCCACUCCGUCGUCUUCCUCAUCGCCUUCCUCUACCUAUACGUGGCAAAUUCCUGCUCCCUUUCCCCACUUCGCCGGUGCCUUGGACUCGUCUCUGGUGACGUAGCUGGUGGUUACAGAGCUUUAUAAGGCACACCGAGCAUGAUUCUGGCUAUGCUUGCGGGUUAUAGUCGCUCUGUUUGACUUUGUUUUCUUUAUUGGAAUUAUAUUUGGUCUUGUAUGAUGUUUCUGAUGCUCUGUGAAAUUGAGUUUGUAGGAUACUAUGGUUGGGCAUAGUACUUGGAACAGGUGACAGACAUACUCUUAUGCGCUUUCUUGGGCAUUUAUUGGGGACGCCGUGCUGUAGCCCAGCUUCUGCAAUAUAUGAUGUUUUCUUUAUAUAAAUUGUAACCUGAUGGUUCUAUGCUUCCAGGGAAAAAAAUGUGAAUUUGACUUUUAGUUUGUUGAAUACUUUUUUUUAGAUCUCUGGGGGAAAAGUUAUUAAACAUGUUACAUGAUACAGUGGAAAUUUUGUUGCCUUAAAUGAAAUAUAAGCAUAUAAAUUCGUAAUUCACGAAAGUUAUGUCUUCGUUUGAGAAAUAUUACUUGUUCCAGCAAAAUUUAUCAUCUAUCCAUGUUUUGUGGCUACAACAAUUUGAUAUGGUGAGCUAGUGUCCCUACUCCCUAGGAUUUCUAUGCAGCUCAGCAAGGCACCAACUUUUAAGGAUUGGUAAAUCACAAUAGAAUUUCAUAAGCAUUGAGCAGGAUCAAUGAAUUUCCAGUGAUUUCUCUGGACUAACCUCACUUUUAUAAUAAUUAAAGCAUGUAAUGUAUUUGAGAUAACGCUGCCUUGUCACUUUAUUAAAUACGCCUUGGUAUUGCCAAUCAACGCCAAUCAGUAGUUGCUUUGAGCUGUCUUUACUGCACUAAUUUUCUUUCCUUAUUUUACCCCCUGUUUCCAUUUGAAAUGUUUUUUUCUUCUAUAUGACUUUUGUUACUAAGUUCUAGCUUCAGAUGCACAAAUUUUAACCUUCCAGAUGAUGGCUUAGAUGUUUGCAUGAAUAUGGCUAGAUACCAGAAAAUCAGAACUAAACAUAACUUUGGCUGUUUGGUUCCAGAACUAAAAUUUAAACUAUGCUUGUUUUUAUUGUAGGUAAAUGCCCGCUGCGCAAUGAGACUGCGGAAGCGAAUACAACAUGCGGAAAUGAAAUCUGCCUACCAACGAAGACUGCUUUCUGAUGGAGAAUCAGUACGUUGGUUAAAUCAUGCAGUCAAAAAGAUGUGGCCUAUCUGUAUGGAGAAGAUUGUUUCACAACUUUUACGGCCCAUCAUACCGUGGUUCUUGGAUAAGUUCAAACCUUGGAUAGUUAGUAAAGCAAGUGUCCAGGAGCUUUACAUGGGUAGGGAUUCACCAAUAUUUACCUCGAUGAGAGUUCUGCCUGAGACGUCAGAUGAUGACCAUUUGGUUUUGGAGCUAGGGAUGAACUUCCUAUCUGCUGAAGAUAUGAGUGUUGUGCUUGCCAUGCAGCUGCAUAAGAGUGUGGGACUUGGAAUGACCGCAAACAUGCAUUUGACUAGGAUGCAUGUCGAAGGAAAGGUUUUACUUGGUGUGAAGUUUGUUCGGAGUUGGCCAUUUCUUGGCCGUCUAAGACUAUGCUUUGUGGAGCCUCCUUAUUUUCAAAUGACGGUAAAACCACUCGUUGGCCACGGACUUGAUGUUACCGAGUUUCCAGGAAUUUCAGGAUGGCUGGAUAAGUUGAUGGAUACUGCAUUUGGGCAGACAUUAGUUGAGCCCAAUAUGCUUGUCAUCAACAUGGAAAAGUUCUCAUCUACUCCUUCUGAAAAUAACUGGUUCAACAUUGAGGAGAGACCUCCUGUUGCAUAUGUGAAACUUGAGAUUUUGGAAGGGCUUGACAUGAAACCAGCUGAUAUAAACGGGCUGUCGGACCCUUAUGUCAGAGGUCGUAUUGGUCUUUUUAAAUUCCAAACUCAAAUACAGAGGAAAACAUUAUCUCCUAAAUGGUUUGAGGAAUUCAAGAUACCCAUCACGUUGUGGGAAGCAUCAAAUGAACUUGUUAUGGAAGUUCGCGAUAAGGACCACAUGUUUGAUGACUCGCUUGGAGAAUGUACCGUAGACGUAAAUGAACUGAGAGGUGGACAAAGACAUGACAAAUGGAUAUCGCUGAAGAAUGUCAAGAAAGGAAGGAUCCACCUGGCUAUAACGAUUGAAGAUGUAUCAGAGGAGACGGAGGCAACAACGAGUUUGGAAGAAUCACCGGCGAAAACUGAUGCGAAACUGCCACUGCCCACCUCUGCUGAUAGCAAGUCGGAUGCUGCUAAGCUGCUUCAAGAAAGGAAAGUCAUAAUGGAUGAAGUUGAGCACAUUGACUUUGAUGGACAAGAGCAACCUGGAGGUGUAUAUGUACAUCGCCCUGGAACUGGUGUUCCCCAGACAUGGGAAUCCAGGAAAGGACGGGCACGCAAUCCAGACACGGAGAUCCUCCAAGAGGUUGACAUAUCAAAGGAAGCCCCUCCUACUCCUACCCCAAAGAGUGGUCGUGGUGGUAUGUUCAAUAUGGGCUCAUUUUUCCGGAGGAACUCGAAGAAGGGGAGCUCUCGCGAUCUCAUUGAUCCUAGCAUCCCCACAAGUCCUGGUCCUCAGAGUGCACCAGAGCUUGAUCCGAACCUCCCGCGGACCCCGCGUCAAGGUUCGCCGGAUCUUGAUCCGAAGCUCCCCCGAACCCCACGUCCCAACCUGAAGGAGCUUGGCGAGAAGCGGACAUCGAUAAAGAUUGUGGUCAGCGACGAUGCAAACAAAGGAGGAGACGCGGGAAGUUUGACAGAAGAUAUGGCGAAGGUGGUGGAGAAGAACGCAGGGGAGCCGGGCAGAUCACUGACAAGCACACUGAGCAGGAAGAUCUCCAUGAAGAGACGGGACGAUGUCCCUGAGCAGGCCGAUGCUUAUGGACGUGAGGUGGUGGUGAACGAAGGGCCUGUUACAAUAGAGGGUAAGCCGAUGGAUGUCCAUCCGACAACGGAAGAUGGCAAUGUGCAGGAUGUGGCCGUGGAAGCAGAAAACACUACUACUCGGACUUCAUAGAUCAGAGUAGAUACAAGAUCAGCAACUGGUAAAGAUUUCUAGUAUGUGCUUGUUGUUCAUAUGGUGAAGAAUAAAGAUUUAGAGGUGGUUGUAGAAUGUGGCGAACAGCAGUGUGCUGUGCGCCGCUGCACUCGUAGGCUAGGUGAGCGAGCAUGUUGUAAGAUGCAUUUCUUGGACAAAACAGGUGUAAAGAUGUAAGAUUACCAAACAAUCUGUACGUAUAUAUACCCACACUCAUGUAUGUUAUGGAAUUAGUGUUAUUUUCCACGUAAA
This is a messenger RNA of Triticum dicoccoides, 3439 nucleotides long. RefSeq names its product C2 domain-containing protein At1g53590-like. The transcript has 12 exons. The coding region runs from base 1238 to 3166 and encodes 642 amino acids. The record is from RefSeq and is a predicted model, not a curated record. Gene Ontology annotation, molecular function: lipid binding. NCBI's taxonomy places the organism in Eukaryota, Viridiplantae, Streptophyta, Magnoliopsida, Poales, Poaceae.